AUGUCAGAGUAUCCCGAGAUACCAUAUUUGGUAGAAGAAAUUGUGGGAGAUCGCGGUCUCACUGUUCUGCUGAAUAAUGCAGGGAUUUUUGUGAAAUACACGACGAAUCAAAAGCCUGAUCGUGGAGCGCUUAUUAAAAAUUUUGAUACCAAUGCUGCCGGUGUAGCUGUUCUUACUCAGGUUUGUCAAGCAAUUUUAUAGUU
Molecule: messenger RNA, 203 nt
Organism: Strongylus vulgaris
Lineage: Eukaryota; Metazoa; Nematoda; Chromadorea; Rhabditida; Strongylidae
Source: the annotation of a GenBank genome assembly